Messenger RNA from Lytechinus variegatus (green sea urchin), 3484 nucleotides. Its product is annotated as collagen alpha-1(I) chain-like. Bases 139 to 2088 code for a protein of 649 amino acids. Gene Ontology annotation, molecular function: RNA binding. The transcript has 16 exons. Lineage: Eukaryota; Metazoa; Echinodermata; Echinoidea; Temnopleuroida; Toxopneustidae. The record is from RefSeq and is a predicted model, not a curated record.
GUUUUCGAGUUAUCGCUUUUGCGCAUGCGUACAUUCAUUGUCAAGCAGCAGAGAGUGCACGCCAAAAACACGUGAAGCCCUAAUUAAAAGCCUAGUUAUAACUGUUUUUUACAAUUGAAAUAAACACAAUCAAUCAAGAUGCCUGCUGCAGUUAAAGACUCGCCAAACAAGGUCUUUGUGAGCAACAUUCCUAAGACAUGGGACGAUGCGAAAUUAGAAUCAUUAUUUGUCAAGUUCGGCAAAAUAUCCCAAGUAAACUUGAUGAAACACAGAGAGACCGGAGAAUCUAGAGGAUUUGGCUUCAUCACAUAUGAAAGCGAGGAGGAUGCAAAUGAUGCUAUACAGGGAAUGAAUGGAAAGGAUAUUGAAGGAGUGGAGCUGAAAGUAGAUGCUGCCCUCAAGUCUCUACACUCAGGAGGAGGAGCCGGUGGUGAAAGGGGAGGCAGAGGGGGCUUCAGAGGAAGAGGAGGCCCAAGAGGAAGGGGAGGACCUCUUCUGCGUGGGGGUCCAAUGGGGGGCGGGUUCUCCCCAAGAGGCGGACCAAGGGGUGGCUUCAUGCCAAGGGGGCGUGGCGGCCCAUUCAGAGGAGGUAUGGGAGGUGAAGAAGGAGGAAGUCGAGGGCGUGGUCGAUUUGAUGGACCACCACGAGGCGGACCACCUAGGGGCGGACCAAGGGGUGGUAUGAGAGGGUCACCAAGGGGUGCGCCUAGAGGAGCACCCAGGGGGGCACCAAGGGGACGAGGUGGGCCAGGAAGACCACUGAUCGACAGACCUCCCAUGGAAGAAAUGGACCAAGACGCAGGGUUCAACGGGCCCAGGGGAACCAGACCUCUACUUGGUAAAGAGCCCCUUUUACAAGAUCCUGGAGCACCAGAUUACCAUCAAGCUCGGGAACCCAUGGGACAUCCCGCCGAGAGAGCCCCAGAAGGAUAUCGCGUUGGUGGAUACGCCGAAGGGGGACUGCUACCAACACACGAAGCCCAAUGGGACAACACUGUCAGCGGAGAGCAGGGUGGAGGUUAUUCCGGAGGUUUGCUACCAACGCAUCAAGCACAAUGGGACGAUGCAACCGAGCAGGGUGGCGGAUACCCCGAACGAGGUUUACUUCCAACUCGCCAAGCACAGUGGGACGAGGCACCUGUGAGAAGAGAACAGGAACCCCUCAUGCGUGAGAGAGAGGCUAGGGCGCCACCUCAAAUGGAGCGUCAUGCAGCAGAGCGCCCUCGCUCUUCCUUCCCUCCAGAGCGUGAAGCAGGCUAUGGCGGCCGUGGUGGCGCUGGUGCUGCUCCUGCUUCCCAGUAUGGAGAAGAGAGCUAUGGUGGAGCCCGAGGUGGAGGCGCUGGACGUGGUGCCGUCCAGGAGGAGUACGGCCAGCAGAGCCGUGGAGGAGGAGGAGCCUAUGACUACGCCGAGUCCAGGCCUGCCAGGGCAGAGUAUGGGGCUGCUUCAGCUGCUGCCGCUGAUCCGUACCGCUCCAGGGCUCCCUAUGGAGCCAACAGUGAACCAACUCCAGCUCGCCAAACCAGAGAAAGUUACGGCGAGCGUGACUACGCGCCUCAAGCUCGAAGCGCCGACCCCUACGGUGCUGCUCCAUCGGCUGCAGCAUCUCGAGGAUACGGAGCCAGGGAGCCUGCCCUCCCCCGUGAUGCACCCAUGUCCCGUGAAGCACCAAGGGGACGCGACCCAAUGGCCGCCCGGGACUACGCCCCUCCUGUCCGUGGCCAGAGGGACUAUGCUGAACCGGCUAGGCGGGAAGAGACUGUAGGGGAUUACGCCAGGGGAGGCUUUGCAGAGGAAAGACAAGCAUCUUCCUUUUCCUCAAGAACCUAUGAUGAAUAUGAGAAAGCCAGUAGCCGGGGAUAUGGUGCUGCCUCAGACAGCUAUGGCUCUGCCAGGGACCCUGCUGGAAGCUCAUCCAGUUCAAGAUCAGCCUUUUCCUCUCGCGAUCAGUACCCAAGUGGGCGUGGCGAUCGUGCCGAAAAGCCCGGGUACGGUGACUCUUACAGAACCGCACCCCAAUCCUCCUACGGGGGCCGCUCUGCCCCCGCCGAUAGAAAUGGGGGCGGCCGCCCUUACAGCCGUUACUAGACCAAGAGAAGCCGCUCAAAUAUCAAGAGAAAAUUGAGAGAGAAAAAUUCUGACUGCUAUGUCAGGCCCUUUUAAAACAUCAUUGAGGCAUUCGUUGAAGAAUGAUUUGUAAAUAGGAAUUGCGUUUUUAUGCAAUGAAUUUAUUAGAGGGAACGAUAAUGUUAUUGAUUAGGUGUUUCACGAUGUUCUUAUUUGUAUGAAUAUUCCAAAAUGAAGUAAUGAUUGUAUUGGACUAUGUUUAGAUAGUGUUAACAUUUAACUGUUCUUAAACAGAUUUAAAAGUUCCUUUUUAAAGCUUGAUGAGCAAUUCCAUUUUUCUUUUUUCAAAUGUCAAAAAGGUUCUAAAGGCAAAGUAAAUUGAAUAACGUCAUUCUCAAAACCAACGAAACGGUAAAAUUGGUAUUGAAAAGAAAAAUAACUUGAAGAAUAUGAAUGGAGAUAUCAAUGCCACCCCUAUAAAACUAAGGUGGAAUACAUAUAAAAGAUGUUUGACAAUGGAAAAAGUGUAUCUGAAAGGAAUGAAUAGAUAAGCUCCACUAACUUGGGCAUUGAUAUUUUUUUGUCAGGUUAUGCAUUCACCCAAAUGGUAUUCAUAGUAGAUAUCUGGCGACCUCCAAAAAUUGAAUUUUCUUCUCGCCUUUGUCUUAAAUUGUUGAAAAUUACAGAGUGCUGUUGAUGAGAUGCAAUAUCAUGCUUUUCAACGACAAACAAAUAAUUGUAAUGCAUUAAUAAAAAUAAAAAAUGAUGUUGAAAAAUAAAAGGAUUUAUAUUUGUUAGCAGCUGCUCGUGCCCGAAAAAUAUAAACCCCCCAAAAUAGAUUGAGAUCCAAUAUUUUUUGAAGGUUUAUUAUUUACAAAGGCACAAUAAUAAAAAAAAUAAAACAGAAAAUAGGGUUUGGUAUUCUGAAGAGUCAUGACAAAAAAAUGGACAAAGAAACAAGGUUUGUUAUUCCUGACAUUCAUUACUCUGAAAAUAAAAUAAGGUGUAACAAGCUGUAACUGGGCAAUUCCAUGAAAUAAGUACGUUUGACCCCCUAUAUGUGGGACCUUCACGAAAUUGUGUGUCUGUGAUUUUUUCUUUUGACAGUCUGUAAUGCUCUCAAAUGACCAUGACUUUGUCAGUUUAUGAAGUGAAGUAAAAUUGAGAAAAGUGGGGGCCGGACGUACAAAAAGGUUGAUUAUUCUAUGGAAUUGCCCAACUCAUAAAUGUUGAAAGGGGGGAUUUCAAAACUUUGAAUUACAAAAGGGAACUGCAUACAACAACUACAUGUAAAACUUUUCAUAUGUCUGUAUAGCCAGAAUACUGGAACUGGACAUUUGAGAAAAAAAUUACUAAAAUGCAUCAGUCUUAUUACCCCGAGCAAAAAGUCACAUAUGAUGUGUCCAAAAUGGUGAAA